AAUUUUGACUUUACACAAAUACAAAGAAAUCGUGUUUCUGACUUCCAACAACAAAUAAUAAUCAUCCUUCUUUUUUCACUCAAGAAACAUUCAAACAUUGACAAAAUACCGUACUACUUGGAGUUUUCUUUCAAUGCAUUGCUUCAUUAAAAUCCCACUACCCAUUUCUGGGUAAUCUCAUUUUUUUUCUUUCUCUGUAUUUGCCAUGAAAAAUGCCGUCUUUAUGGAAAGCAUUUUCACUAUCUUCAAGUUCUCAACACUCUUCUUCUUCUUCUUCUUCUUCUGCUACUUCUCCGACCGAUUCACCGAAUACCCGUCGGAUUUACGGCGGCGGAAGGAAGCUUACUAGGCAGAGGAAGUUGAGGCAUGUUAGUGAUGAUGAUCUUGGUUUGCGGAGACCUAAUAUUCAGGCACUGAUUAUUGAUGAGCGUUCGAAGUCCUUGCCAGUUUCCCCUGAUUCUUAUACUGAUUUCGGGUCGGGUUCUAGGUCGUCUCACCACCACCACGUCCGUCAUUGCUCCAAGUCCUCCGCUGUGCCACUGCCGUUACCGCUCCCUGAGCUCAAUUCACUGCCCAAACAAAACACAGUUGACUCCAAUUUACCGGUUAGAGUUGAUAGGGAUCUUUUAAGCCCUCCUCUUGCCAGUUGCAGUGAUACUUUUGAUCGAUCUCCAACUGAGGUGAAAAGUUCUCAGCAUCCAAGGUCAUCUACUCCAACUUAUCGGCGUAGGGGGUUCCCUCAGGAUCUGAAUGCUGAGGGUGUUGAAUUCAGGUUGAAUGUUCCUGCUAGAAGUGCCCCAAGUAGUGGUUUUACAAGCCCAGCCCCAAGCCCAAAAAGGUUUAGUACACAGGACCUUUUUCAUUCUCCCUUGCAUCAGGCCUCAUCAUCACCUUCAGAGGCUUACUCUUUCCAACUUUCACCCACAAGGGUUAUAAAUAGCGCUGAUCAUUCUCCAUUAAGUAGUCCAGUUUUACCAAGUUCAGCUAACAGAGUCAGGAAUAACAGAAGUGGUGCUGUGCAUUCACAUCAUAAAUCUCUUCCGGAAAGUUCUUUAGGUUGGAAUGAAGCUAACAACAACAAUGUGCAUCCGCUACCCCUUCCACCAGGAGUUCCACGACAACCAGAAUUAUGUACCAUCCACAGCAAUAUGGAUAAACCAUGUGUAUCACCAACAAAGGGUCAAUGGCUAAAGGGGAAGCUUUUAGGUCGUGGUACAUAUGGAAGUGUAUAUGAAGCUACUAACUGUGAAACCGGUGCUUUAUGUGCAAUGAAAGAAGUUGAUCUUACUCCUGAUGAUCCUAAAUCUGUUGAAUGUAUAAAGCAGCUAGAACAGGAAAUAAGAGUUCUCCGGCAGUUAAAGCACCAAAAUAUUGUUCAAUAUUAUGGCAGUGAAAUAAUGGAAGACCGCUUUUGCAUAUAUUUGGAAUAUGUGCACCCCGGAUCAAUUAAUAAGUAUGUUCGGGAACAUUGUGGAGCUAUGACAGAGUCAAUAGUUCGAAACUUUACUAGGCAUAUUGUAUCAGGGUUGGCUUACUUGCAUAGCACUAAGACAAUACACAGGGACAUUAAGGGAGCAAAUUUGCUUGUAGAUGCAUCUGGUGUUGUCAAGCUUGCAGAUUUUGGGUUAGCAAAACAUCUUUCAAGCUGUGCAACUAAUCUUUCUCUGAAAGGGAGCCCUCACUGGAUGGCUCCAGAGGUAAUGCAGGCUGUGUUGCGCAAAGAUGCCAAUCCAGAGCUUGCCUUAGCUGUUGAUAUAUGGAGCCUGGGUUGUACUGUUAUUGAGAUGUUUACUGGACAGCCCCCUUGGGGCGAACUCAGUUGGGUCCAAGCUAUGUUCGGUGUCUUGAACAAAUCACCACCUAUACCAGAAAAAUUAUCAUCAGAAGGGAAGGAUUUCCUUCAGUGCUGCUUUCGGAGGAAACCUGCAGACAGGCCAUCAGCUAUGACGCUACUUGAACAUGCUUUUUUACGUAAUACUAGUUCCCCUGAGCAUAGUAUCAAUGUUGCUGGUUGCUCAGAGGAUUCUUCUGGGAUGAAAUUACAUGAUAUCCUGCAGAGUGCUAAGAACCCAAUUAACCAUAAAAAGGAACAAAAGCUGCUGUUACCAGGAACAUCUGCCAGGCAUGCAAAAUCACCAUGUAGCAGUUAUAAACUGUCUCUUCCAGUGAAACUUGCCGGCAAACUCAACCUGAAACAUGUGAAUAUAGAGCAGCUUCUCACCACUCUCCGCGUUCUGCACUUGAAGUUCUUCCCUGUAUUUCUUCAAUGGAGCUGAAUUCGAGUUCACGUGCAGCCAGCCCCUCAAGUGUUCCUAGUAGCUUUCGCCUAGAACCUGAAAACAGAAGUCCUUACAGAAUCAUAGGAAAGGAAAUUCCAAACCUCUGUAUAAGAUCAUAAAUAAAUGAAGAGGGGAAAAACUCAUGUACAGAUCAGGAGAAUUAGAUACAGAAAACUUCAGUCGGAUGAUUAGUCAAAAUGUGGGAGAGAUAUGCGAUGCAAUUCCCGUAUCUUUAUUGUAAUAUUGAUGUUGUAUUUGUAGCUAUCAAAGACAUACAUAUCUUUGGAACAGAUUCAUGAAGAAUUGAAGAUGAUUCUGAAGUUAUUAGUGUAAUUUAGAUUGUAAACAUGACUUAGCUGAUUGCCUGAACUGGGCAAAGAUCAAUAGUUUGAUUAUGAAGUCAGUAGUUAUUACA
Molecule: messenger RNA, 2694 nt
Organism: Solanum dulcamara
Lineage: Eukaryota; Viridiplantae; Streptophyta; Magnoliopsida; Solanales; Solanaceae
Product: mitogen-activated protein kinase kinase kinase 5-like
Exons: 11
Coding region: 213-2276 (687 amino acids)
Biological process (GO): protein phosphorylation
Molecular function (GO): ATP binding; protein kinase activity
Source: RefSeq, a predicted model, not a curated record